CGCGGCCAUGUCGAUGCUGCCGUCGUUCGGCUUCACGCAGGAGCAAGUGGCGUGCGUCUGCGAGGUGCUGCAGCAAGGCGGCAACCUGGAGCGGCUGGGCCGCUUCCUCUGGUCGCUGCCGGCCUGCGACCACUUGCACAAGAACGAGAGCGUGCUGAAGGCCAAGGCGGUGGUGGCCUUCCACCGGGGCAACUUCCGCGAGCUCUACAAGAUCCUGGAGAGCCACCAGUUCUCGCCCCACAACCACCCCAAGCUCCAGCAGCUGUGGCUCAAGGCCCACUACGUGGAGGCCGAGAAGCUGCGCGGCCGGCCGCUGGGCGCCGUGGGCAAGUACCGCGUGCGGCGCAAGUUCCCGCUGCCGCGCACCAUCUGGGACGGCGAGGAGACGAGCUACUGCUUCAAGGAGAAGUCCCGCGGCGUCCUGCGCGAGUGGUACGCCCACAACCCCUACCCGUCGCCCCGCGAGAAGCGCGAGCUGGCCGAAGCCACGGGGCUGACCACCACCCAGGUCAGCAACUGGUUUAAGAACCGCCGGCAGCGCGACCGAGCCGCCGAGGCCAAGGAAAGGUGGGAGGCGAGUAAGGCGGAGCCCCUUUGUGUCGGAGAGCGCGAGGAUGCAAGCCGGUUGAGCCCGGAGGAUUCAAUCCUCUUCGACUCCAAGAGACUGAGGCCCUUGGUGUAG
Heteronotia binoei (common prickly gecko) is the source of this 682-nucleotide messenger RNA. RefSeq names its product homeobox protein six1-like. Lineage: Eukaryota; Metazoa; Chordata; Lepidosauria; Squamata; Gekkonidae. The record is from RefSeq and is a predicted model, not a curated record. Gene Ontology annotation, biological process: regulation of transcription by RNA polymerase II. Gene Ontology annotation, molecular function: DNA-binding transcription factor activity, RNA polymerase II-specific; RNA polymerase II cis-regulatory region sequence-specific DNA binding. Gene Ontology annotation, cellular component: transcription regulator complex; nucleus.